UUGCCUCUUAGGCUCCAUCUUCCGUCAAUUGUGACCCUAGGAACCCGCCACCCCUACAGCAAGUAGCUGGCCAGAGGCAGCGGCUGGGGGAGGCUCCUUUGAAUAAAGGUCUCUUUGACCUCUAGCUGGCUCCGUGUGCAUCUCUGCUGGCGCUGCCGCGGCCCCAGGAAGUGUGGCUGUGGGACAGAGGGGGGAUCACAUCAACGCUGCAGCUCUCUUGCUUGGGGUGGCAAAGAGGCACCCACCAGUGCUCAGCAGCAGGCGCACUCCCUCUGAAGCCACCUUCGUGUCAGCGGCCGGUCUCCAGUCAGUGUGGCCAUCCGGCCCCACUCUGCACAGGACGUGGGACCUAAUCGUGGCACAGUUUGUCUGAAAAAGUGCAGCCUAGGUGCAGAGCCCCUCCACUUGCGGGUCCAGUCAUCCCACCGAGCUCUGCCACUCCUGCUCACAAGCUGGAAAUAACUGGCCAGAACUCACUCUGUGGCUUGGUGGCCCCAUCCCCUGCUCUGAUCAUGGAGACUCUCAGCAGCUGCCGGACUGCCUCUCUUUCUAAGCUGGUGCCCAAUGGUUACCUGGAUCAGGUCUUCCCAGGUCACCCUGAUAUAGAAGACCUGGCUAGGGAGAUAGGUUUGGAGGAAUCUGAACACUGUGACCACUUGAGUCCCAGGGAAGAGAGUGGCCAGAAUAAGAAGAAAACCAAAGCCAACAAGAUCUGGAAUUUUGUGAGCCGCAGAAAAAGGCCCUCCAGUCAGGGGAAACGACCCCAGUCCAUGAUUUUACUGGAAGACCCCUCCAGGCCAUCAGAAUUAAAAACCAAAAUCUCGUUACUGGAUCGAAUGAAGUCUUUCAAGAGGUUGAAGCCCUCGAUAGGGGCAUCUAAGAAUAGUCCCCCUAGGAACAGCAAGGCCCAGGAACACCAAAAAGCCUCAGGUAUCUACCGGAUGAGGAAGGCAGAGGAAGCCAUAAAGCCCUUCCGCCAUUCUUAUGCAGGACACAUUGAGGGCUUGGAGCCCUUCCUUUCAGGUGUGCAGAGGCCGGUGCACAUUUCCAAGAAAGUGAAUAAGAAAGUGCUAGCUUUUGAUGACUUUGGCAUUCAAGUGGAGGAAGACUCUUGGGAGGAAGAGGAUCCUGAGAAGUCCAGUAGCAGCAGGCGGUCCAGGAGCUACCUGAAAAGCAUGUUCCUUGGGGACCAUGAAGCCCCACAUACAUCUGGACACUCCAGAAUCCAGGAACUCAAGGCUUCCAUCAAGGGCCUUACCUUGGAAGGGCAUGUGGAAGGAAGCAAUGAGGAGAAACCUGGGCACCUACGCCAAGACAGGGCCAUGCCUUUUGGUGGUGUUAUCAAGUUCUUCAGCAAUGUGGCUGAGGUGACCCGCAAGUGGAGGGCAUUCUCCCGGCAAGAGUCGCAGAUGGGCCACCACCGUGAGGCUUACUUUGUCAGUGGCAAUAAAAGCUUCAUCCUGGAGGGCACCACUUCUCAGGCCUCCUAUCCUCUUGAACUGCCCUGCCAGCCCCAUGAGGCUGCACUGUGGGACAGUGCCAUUGGGAGGUGCCUGCACUGCCAACACAAGGCCUCACAGGCCUCAGACACCUUCAAAAUGAGCACUGAGGAUGAGGAGAUAUCAGACAAGUCCCUCACCACUUCUGCCUUGGCCUCAGCUUCGGCCUCGGCUAUCUUUGAGUUCCAGGAUGAUCCAAUGGCACCGAAUGGCUGCAGCAGCCACUACUCUUGUGCUUUCACCAGGGAACACUCUUCUUCCAAGGAGCUCAAUGAAGACAACGAGAUUGUGGUCAGCUUCCUCAAGGAAAGUGACAGUCCUGGAGAGUCCCCUGAGAUGGGCACCUGUGUCAGGAGGGUCACCACUGAUGCUAUCAUGGAGAAACUAGAGGAGAAGCCUAGCGAGACGGAGGAGCAGAAGGCCUGCAGGGGGCCCAAGGGGUACAGCCAGGCAGGGCAGCCCCAGGAAUCCAACUUGGGUAUGGGUGCAGUGAUGGCAGAGAGUAAAGCCAGCAAGGCUUACACUGGAGUCCCCAGUAUUCAGACUUUCCUUCCCCCAGCUGAACCAUCACCAACGACUCCAUCCCACAAAUUCCUCCUGGAGAAAUGCCAUUCUCUGCCCAUUUCACAGAGCAUCCCCAUGGAGCUGGAUCAAGUGAGCUGGAGGAGACCCAGGAAGCCUUGCACAGGUAACUUGGACCAGGGCUCCAAGACACUAGAAACCUACAGGAACACUGAUGGAUACUGGAAGCCCCAGGGACCAGGAUACAAGCAAGUUAAUGAAGUAAGACCUCUUUUUUAG
Messenger RNA from Ailuropoda melanoleuca (giant panda), 2300 nucleotides. RefSeq lists its product as uncharacterized. The record is from RefSeq and is a predicted model, not a curated record. The transcript is spliced from 4 exons. The coding region runs from base 513 to 2300 and encodes 595 amino acids. NCBI's taxonomy places the organism in Eukaryota, Metazoa, Chordata, Mammalia, Carnivora, Ursidae.